Molecule: messenger RNA, 562 nt
Organism: Hypomesus transpacificus
Lineage: Eukaryota; Metazoa; Chordata; Actinopteri; Osmeriformes; Osmeridae
Product: small nuclear ribonucleoprotein F-like
Exons: 4
Coding region: 86-346 (86 amino acids)
Biological process (GO): mRNA splicing, via spliceosome; spliceosomal snRNP assembly
Cellular component (GO): catalytic step 2 spliceosome; U1 snRNP
Molecular function (GO): RNA binding
Source: RefSeq, a predicted model, not a curated record
GGUCAAAGUAGCGCACUUCCUUCUUCGAAAACGGCGUGCAAACGUCGUUGAAGUAACCAGUCUACGAUCCUUUUUUGACUACAAAAUGAGUCUCCCAUUGAAUCCAAAACCAUUCUUGAACGGAUUAACGGGAAAGCCGGUGAUGGUUAAGCUGAAGUGGGGCAUGGAAUACAAAGGCUACCUAGUGUCUGUGGAUGCUUAUAUGAAUAUGCAGUUGGCCAACACUGAAGAGUAUGUUGAUGGGGCACUGGCUGGCCACCUAGGAGAAGUGCUAGUCAGGUGCAACAAUGUCUUGUACAUAAGGGGAGUGGAGGAAGAAGAGGAGGAUGGUGAAAUGAAAGAGUGAAGAGGUGCCAAGUUAUGAUGCAUUACCUUUUUACUUCAAUGGAACUGUUAGAAUUCUUGAUACAUUCUUGUCCUUGAUUUUUUUUUUCUUUUUUGUGUAUUGAGAAAACGACUUUCUGCAUCUCCAUAACAUGUCUUUUUUUUGUACUAUGACAUAAUUUGUUGUGCAGUUUGAAGCACAACUUAAUAAAAUUGUGCACAUUGCACUUUUCAUGAA